Brassica oleracea var. oleracea is the source of this 1620-nucleotide messenger RNA. Its product is annotated as B3 domain-containing protein REM17-like. Gene Ontology annotation, molecular function: DNA binding. NCBI's taxonomy places the organism in Eukaryota, Viridiplantae, Streptophyta, Magnoliopsida, Brassicales, Brassicaceae. Bases 10 to 1620 code for a protein of 536 amino acids. The record is from RefSeq and is a predicted model, not a curated record. The transcript is spliced from 6 exons.
UGUUCAACAAUGGCUGAUGAUCAAUCUCUUCACUCUCCGAUCACACCACAUUUCUUCCAACCUCUCCUUCCCGGCUUUCACACUCACCUUAACAUUCCUGUAGCUUUCUUCUUGAAGCACGUCCAAGGAUUAAGUAACGACCACAUCAAGACUGCGAAACUGACAACAGAUGCGUCCACUAAAACUUGGUUAGUGAAGGUAGACGGCGUGAGACUCACAGAUGGUUGGGAAGAUUUUGCAGUAGGGCAUGAUCUUCGGAUAGGUGACAUCACCAUUUUCAGACAUGAAGGAGAGAUGGUGUUUCAUGUCACAGCUUUCGGACCAAGUUGCUGUGACAUUCAAUAUACUUCAGCAUCAUCUCACAACAUCAAUGAUGAUGGUCAAGAUCAGACCAACAAUACUGGAGAGAGGAGAAAAAGAGUCAAGAAGAAUCCAAGAACGAAAGAAGAUUCUUCAUCAGACCAUUCUCAAUUUGUGGCACAUGUCUCACCCUCUAGUCUAAGUUCUGAUCGACUGUAUAUACCAACGGGUUUUGCUAGGUCAAACGGUCUGAACAACAUGAGCGGUAAACAAAUUAUUGUUCUUCUUAACGAGGAAGGAAGAUCAUGGAAUUUGAAUAUGACAUACAACAAAGUAGGCAUGCAGACUUUUGUCAGACCUGGCUGGAGAAGAUUCUGCGCUGAGAAUGGGAUGAAAAAAGGGCAUCAGUAUACAUUCAAACUGGUCCGAAAAUCUGCACCACCGGUCAUCCGUUUGUCCCGGGCAGAACAUGAGUCAAAACUAGCUCCAGAAUCUUCAUUACAUCAUUCUUACUUUAUGGGAUCUGUCUCUUCUAAUAGCCUAACAACGGAUAAACUGUAUCUUCAGAGGCAGUUUGUGACUACAAAUGGCCUGGAAAAAGGACUCAGUGAGAUAACUUUAAAGAAUGAAUGGGGAGGAAGCUGGAUUUUAGGUUUGAGACACUACGAACCACACAACCAUACUUAUCUCGGACCAGGCUGGAAAACUUUCUGCCAAGCAAACGGGAUCAAAGCUGAAGAUUCAUUUAUGCUUAAACUGGUUGAAACUGGGGACACGCCUGUUCUCUUGUUGUGCAGUUCUAACCGUGGGAAAACACCAUUAGAGUGUUCAGAAGAUAGAGAUGAUGUAAACUCAGUCUCCUCAGAUACUAGCUGUGAAGAUGAUAGUAAAGAAGAAUCCCAAGAAAGUGAUAAGGAGAGUAUUGAAGACGAGGACAGCUCACGGCAAUGCAUCGUAAUGGAGAAAGAGAAGAAUAGCUUGAGAUGCAUAUGUUCAUCUCCAUAUAGUAAAUACCGUUUUGUGAGGUUAACUCUUACACAGAGCGCUCUUAAAACCUCUGUACUGUACCUUCCGUUGGCUUUCACGCGGAUGAACGGCAUCAACAAGCCAAGAAAGAUAAUGCUGUUAGGUAAAGAUGGAGUGAAGAAACAGGUGGUGGAUCUUUUGAAGAACAAAUCAAGUGGAACAAUGCGAAUUGGAAAAGGAUGGAGAGAGUUCUGUGACGCUCAUGGUGUAAAGGUAGGAGAGUCCUUUCAGUUGGAACUCUUUAGGGAGGAUGAAGAAUCAAUUCCUGUGCUUAAGUUCUGCACCACAACUUGA